AUGGAAUCAUAUCGAAACAUGACCUGUAUACUGAGAGUGGAUACCCAGUCUUCUGGUUGGGAGAAAUCUCUUACCAAAGUCAUUAAACGUAUCAAAGAUGUAUCCUACAGCAUUGAUACAACACAUGGCAUUAUUCGUAUUUCCGGGAUAAUAGAUCCAAACAAGCUAUUCACAGACAUAAAAAGAGCUGGGAAACACGCUGAACUUCUUCAUGCAGAUAUUGGUGCUGCUGUUGGCGGUGGCAGCGAUGGUGGCGGCGGCGAACACUCUCACUCCAACAUUGGGUACUAUUAUAGUAAUAAUAAUGAACAUAAUGUAGGAUAUGGAAAUUUGGUACCUAGUUACAAUGUUCAACCUCAACAUGGAAAUUACCAAUGCAAUGGUGUUUUAGUUCCUACAUCAACAGCAUUAGAGCCAUGGCAUCCUCCAUCAUCAUCACAGCAAUGUCAUCUACCAACAACAUACCCACAAUACUAUGAUACAAAUAAUACUUGCAAUAUUAUGUGA
Molecule: messenger RNA, 507 nt
Organism: Cicer arietinum (chickpea)
Lineage: Eukaryota; Viridiplantae; Streptophyta; Magnoliopsida; Fabales; Fabaceae
Source: RefSeq, a predicted model, not a curated record